Molecule: messenger RNA, 1446 nt
Organism: Theobroma cacao (cacao)
Lineage: Eukaryota; Viridiplantae; Streptophyta; Magnoliopsida; Malvales; Malvaceae
Gene: MYBR1
Product: myb domain protein r1
Biological process (GO): regulation of DNA-templated transcription
Cellular component (GO): nucleus
Molecular function (GO): RNA polymerase II cis-regulatory region sequence-specific DNA binding; DNA-binding transcription factor activity, RNA polymerase II-specific
Source: RefSeq, a predicted model, not a curated record
CUCCCUCCCCCUCGGUCUUCCUUUAAACUCCAAACCGAAAAAAAAAAAAAAGAAGAAACCACCGAGAACACAUCCAAAGCAUCAAAAUUUUCCUUUGCAUGCUCUUAAAUUUGAUUUCAUGGCAAUAACAAGCACAUCAAACAGAAAAGAAAUGGAUCGGAUCAAAGGUCCAUGGAGCCCCGAAGAAGAUGACCUGCUCCAAAAGCUGGUCCAAAAACACGGCCCCAGAAACUGGUCUUUGAUUAGCAAAUCAAUCCCGGGUCGAUCCGGGAAAUCCUGUCGCCUCCGAUGGUGUAACCAACUAUCCCCCCAAGUCGAGCACCGGGCCUUUACCCCCGAAGAAGACGAGACCAUAAUCCGAGCUCAUGCCCGGUUCGGUAACAAGUGGGCCACCAUAGCCCGACUCCUCAACGGUCGUACCGACAACGCCAUUAAAAACCACUGGAACUCGACGCUAAAGCGUAAGUGUUUGUCGGUUGGGGAAGAGUGUAAUUUUAUUACUAACGGAGGGUAUGAUGGUAAUUUGAGAGGGGAGGAGCAACAGCCGUUGAAAAGAUCGGUCAGUGCUGGCCUUUACAUGAGCCCAGGAAGCCCAUCGGGAUCCGAUGUGAGCGAUUCUAGUGUUCCCGUUUUAUCAUCUUCUCACGUGUACAAGCCAAUACCAAGAUCCGGCGGUGUUAACGUCGACGUAAACGUUGACGUCAAUGUUAUGCCAGCUGGAGUCGAAGCGGCGUCGUCUUCUAACGAUCCACCGACUUCGCUGAGUCUCUCUUUACCGGGGGCCGAGUCAUGCGAGGUGUCAACCCACCCAGUUUCUGAAUCAAUUCAGAUGAGGAACGAAGCGAAAAAUGAAGAAAGGGUAGGUGGGGUGAUGGGGUUCAGUUCGGAAUUUAUGGCGGUGAUGCAAGAGAUGAUAAGGGUUGAGGUGAGGAAUUACAUGGUGCAGAUGCAGCAGCAAAACGGUGGCGUUGCGGGAGGGGGAAUGGGGAUGUGUUUGGAUGGAGGGUUUAGGAAUGUUAUGGCUAUGAACCGAGUGGGGGUGAGUAAGAUCGAGUAGAGAGAUGUAAAGAGUUGCAUGAGAGGUAAAAGAGAGAAAAAACUGGGUUGUUUUUUCCUAACAUGGCAAAUUAGCGGGGAAUAAUUUUGGUUAAUGUACGACAGACUGAGAGAGAUGGGUUAAAAGGAAAAAACGAGUACAAAGAAAAAAUGGACUUUUUUUUGGUUUUUUACCUGUCUCUUGGCCUUUGAAAUUUCAAUCUAAGCUCUUUUAAUCUCAUUUCUUAGUGGUUUUUUUUUUUUCUUUUCGGUAUCUAAAUAUAAAUAAUUUUUAUAUGUAAAAUGUAAAGAAUAUGGAAAGGAAAAGGAUUAUGGUAAGAUGGGUUUUGCUUCUUAUAUCAGGAACUGAAAACUAGACAGAAAGAUUACCGGAAUUACCUAUUACUAAUA